This is a messenger RNA of Aedes albopictus (Asian tiger mosquito), 665 nucleotides long. RefSeq lists its product as uncharacterized. The transcript has 2 exons. The coding region runs from base 1 to 570 and encodes 189 amino acids. The record is from RefSeq and is a predicted model, not a curated record. Lineage: Eukaryota; Metazoa; Arthropoda; Insecta; Diptera; Culicidae.
AUGAUUUUGAUCAACAACUGUACUAAUACAGAUGUCGUCCCUCUAGAAAAGCCCGUCUUGGACAAUUCAUUCGAUCAUAGUCCAGCUUGUCAUUCUUCAACGAUGCUUACUCUACGUCAGUCUCUUUCCGUUGUGAUACUGCUUCUGUACGUUUCCAAGGCGUUUCUUCAAAAUCCAACAUCGGAAAAGGAGCCGUCGAGCAAGGAGAAACCCAAGAUCAAUCGUCUGUACAUCAACACACUGAAAUACGUCAACGAAACCAAGGAUGUGGAACUCAUCGCCGGUGUAUUCGACGCCAUUCUGACGCGUCUAGACAAACUGGAUGUCAAAGAUGCCCACGAGAGGAACAUCGGCCGCUACGAUCUGACCACACUGCUUUGCUGGACGGUGAACAAUGAUUUCCUGAAUGACUCGUAUAAGCGGCACGAGAAGAAGUUGUUCCAGCUUUCGGAGAAGUUCUACCCGGAACGGGACGAUAAGGCCAAAACCGAGAGAGAAAUAGAAGGUCGGAAGCCGUGCAGAGAAAGCUUUCCACUGACUACGAUAACGGGAAGAGCUUGGAAAGACUAGCUAUGGGUAAGCUGGAUUUGGAAGCUGGAAACUUUUGAACUGUAAGAUGGUCUGUACGUAUUGGUUAAUGAGCAUCAAAUAAACCCUAGAUAUUA